AGGUGCCCCUUUGAAUCUCUAUUUUUGCACCCUUUGGGUAAAUACCUACCUAGCAGUGCCCUUGCUGAGUCACGGAGUAGUUACCUCGAGAUUGAGAUGGAUUAGGCCCUUCUCUUUGUCUUUUUAUUGUACGUGCGCCCACCCCUGAGCCGAGUCCCGUAGAGUCUGGCUCACCUCCUGACUUUCUGGAAGUAGAGACUUCCUCCUGUCGGGAGUUCUAGCUCGUUCAUUCCACCUGCUGCAUGGCAUUCUGGGAGUCUGUGUGUCACCGUUGAUCCUCUGAAAAGUAAAAAGGCACAAGUCUGUUUAGCUUUGUUGAAUUAGGCAUUUCCCAACCCUACGCGAGCUUGGGAUGCUUUUCCCCGGACUUACACUGCGUGUGGCCAUGCGGCAUUCACUCGGCCCCACAGUCCGUCUCCGUCAGUAGGGGCAAAGGAUCUUUGCUGAAAAGACAGCUUCAUUGUACUCUGUGUUAUCCAAAACGUCGUUUUCAGAAUUCUGGGUACUUUGCUCAUCCGUGGACGCCGUUAUACAACAAUGGUGACUCAAAGUGCUGCUGCACCAGACUCGGCCGACUCACUGCUGCCUUCACUGUGAACAUGAAAGCCCUCCAAAUUCAGCAGUGCACGUGCUCACCCCGUGCGCAGUCCAGACUCAGUGCUCAGCUUGUAAAAACCUUACCAUUUGCCGUAGUUGCCUCAAUUCUUUUUUACUAGAAGUAAAACAUUACAGAUGUAGUGGUGUCUCCUCUGUGCUCCGUCCUGAUGUGGUCGGUGGGUUCCUCCCCUUCUCCGGCAGCACCCGGUGUCCUGAAGGGAGGUGCGGGCUCAUCGGGUCCACAUGUGCCAUCGCAACUGCAGACGUGUGCCAGAGGACACACGGGGCCGUGUGCAUCUGUGUCCUGAACCAUUCCCAGAUCUGCUAUUUAUCUUGUUACGAAAGUGGGUUUGGUGUGUAUUUGAUGGAUAGUAAAUGAUAUUUCAAUCCCAAAGUAAUUUCUCUGUACACACCUACCUAGGGGCCUUUGUCUUUUCCUCCUAUGUAGCUUUUCUCAUUCUACUUCACUGGCUGCAGGUUUUCCUCCGUUUCCCUCAGUGCUUGUCCACAUACCUAACUAUCAGGAUUAAAUACGUUAUUUAUGUAGACACAGUGAAAUCUCGUUAAAAAACCGUCCUGCCACGUGGGACAGAGAGCUACCUAUAGAUUAGUCGUGGUCGAGAAGGUUGUGAUUGCCGUGAAGCCUCAUGCAGCGGGGUUCGUCUCCCAUGGGUGCCUGAGCAUGUGCCCAGUGGCCUCUGUGAUCACCGUCUAAUCCGAGAAAGAAAGGUCCAGAUCUCUCAAGAUUUGGGCAUUACUAGAAUGGUGGGAAAAUGGUAAGUCGGAAACUGUUAGAAAAGGUUCCUGAAAGGAAUCUUUGUAAAUAAGCUUCCCGUUCUUCAAGAUAAAUGUAAACUAGAUGGCACGAUGUGUUGAAGUGAAUAGUGCUUAAAGUAGGGUGGGCGAGGCUAGAAUAGGAGUUAUUUGAUGGGUCCAAAGAUUUUAUUCAUCCAUGUUUCCCUUCCUCGUGGAGUGCCUGCUGUGUGCCGGGCAGUGUGCUGCACGUUGAAAGUUGGAGAUCAGUGACAAAUGCAAGGAUUCCAAGUUCUCAGCUUCAGUUUCCUGACCUAGACCCCUGAAGAAUCCGGGACAAGUGACCCAUGUCCUUACUAUUUUCUGUCCUGAAGGUGCCUAGGGGAAAGAAAGCGCUCUCUCCAGUGGCUUUGUCCUGGGCCUUUAGAGAAGUACAGAAACACAGGGAAAGAACAUGGACUUUUGAGUGAGACCCCCCCCUGGCUUUGCCACCCACACCACCGUGUACCUGACCUCUGGACGUUUCCUCAUUGGUGAUGUUCACAGGGGUUUUGGGUGAAGCUUCAGUGCGUUACUGAGUGUGAACGGACCCAGUAUAACGUGUGCGUAGCCGGGACUCAACACGUGCUAGUCUCCAUCUUUGCCAUUUAUAUCGUCUGAAGCCCCUGGGGAAAGCAUGAAGCAGAUGUGGACGGGGAGUGGGCCACCCGGCACGGCGCUCCCAGCUGUUAGUGCUCUCACGGGGGCGACGUUCACGGGCAUAGUGAGCAGGCUUUGUCUCAGUACAGGACCUCAAGACCCACCAGAACCUCCCGUGCUGCAGCCACCUGUCCUGGAGCAGUAGUAUGUACCAGACUUGGGCCCAAGGGGCUGGACCAAAUGGAACUCCUCUGCCCCGGGAGCGGCUGUUACUCUUAGGGACGCUCACAGACCUCUCGGCGGACUUGGAACAAGAGUGCAGGAAAGGAGAUGUCUAUGUGAAAGAUAACACUGGUAUCCUGACCUGCGAGCUCAUAGAUCUGGACCUGUCUUGGUUGGGCCGUCUCUUCCUGUUCCCCAAUUGGAGUUACCUCCCUCCUGCCAGGUGGAAUGCAUCCGGGGAAGGACACUUGGAGCUCUUGAGUGCCCCGGUGCCAGUGUGCCCCUCUACCGCCAGUCCUGGGCCCCCCACCCCUCUCCCUGUUCUCUACCCAGAGACUGCUUCCCGCCUGCUCAGACACAGGGGCAAGCUGAGAGGCGUGCAGCCGAACCUGGCUGGGAAGCUGGUUCGAGUGAGCGCCCUGGUGAGGAGUCAGAAGAAAGCUCACUUUGUCCUGUCUCUCGGGGACGGCUCCCCAGCUGGCAGCCACGUGUCCAUUGUCGUGCAGAUCCCCGCCCAGCUGGUGUGGCACCGAGCCCUUUGGCCUGGUAGGUCCUAUGUGCUGACAGCGCUGCGGGUCGUCAGAAUCCGUGGACACUGUUACCGCGUGUGGACCACCAGUCCUUCCUCCCACCUGCUGCCACUGAAACCGGAAUGUGUGCGAGAGCUGGAGCUGGAGCUGGAUGGGCCCCUCUUGGAGGCUGACCCCGCGCCGCCCCCCGUGCCCAGCAGCUCCCAGGAUGGGGAUGGGGAGCCGGCUCUUGUCCGCCACUCGACGCUCUUAUCCUACUCGGGAAAGGUCACUGGCGUGCUGAGCCAGCCGGCCGGCCUCUAUGAGGUGGAUGGGCAGCUGGCGCUCUGCCUCGCCUACCAGCAGUUCCACAGCCUGAGGAAGGUGGUGCGGCCGGGGGUCUCCCUGGAGCUCCAGGAUGUUCACCUCCUGCAGUCAGUGGGCGGAGGGACCAGAAGGCCAGUGCUCGCCCCCUGCCUCCACGGUGCCAUUCUCCUGCGGGGCUUCUCUUGUCAGAAGCCCGAGACUCAGUCUUUCUACCAGGCCCAGGGGACCUCCCUGUUCGAGCAGCUGGUAUGGGAACGCCAGUUGGGCCUCCCCCUGUACCUGUGGGCCACCAGGGCCCUGGAGGAGCUGGCCGGCAAGCUGUGUCCCCACAUGCUGAGACACCACCAGCUCCUGCAGCACUCCACUCCGGGGAACCCCAGUCCGGGACUGCAGCUCCUGGCUCCUGUCCUGGAUGUCCUGUCUCCACCAGGCAGCAUGCGUCGGAAUGCACACAAGGAGAUCCUUGAGGAGCCGCAUCACUGUCCGCUGCAGAAGUACAUGCGGCUGCAGACCCCCUGUUCUUUCCCUACUCUGGCCACCCUGAAAGAUGAGGGCCGGUGCAGGGCCUGGGCCGCCUUUGACCCCAAGACCCUCCUGCCCCUCCCGGAGUCUUCUUAUCUGACCAGCUGCCAGCUCAAUCAGCGAGUGUCCUGGUCCUGGCUCACUCUGCUGCCCGCCACCUCCCACCCAGCCCAGAUUUUAAUUGGGGUCCUGGCGGCUUCAUCUCAUAAAGGCUGUCUGCAACUUAGGGACAAAACCGGUUCUCUCCCCUGCCUCAUCCUGGCCAAGCACUCUCAGCCCGUCACUGACUCCCGGUUCAUAGGUUGCUUGGUGCGGACAGAGAAGUUCCAGCUGGUCAUAGAGAGGAAUGUCAGAAGCAACUUCCCUUCCUGUAAGGAGCUGAACAUGACAGGCUUCAUCCAGAAGCAGCAGGCCAGAGUCUAUAUCCAGUUCUUCCUGGCCGAUGCCCUGAUCCUGCCUGUGCCCAGACCUUUGAUGCACUCGGCCACCUCCCUCCCACCUCAGGCAGAGCCCACCCUCCCAGAUGGCCCCCAUGUAGAGCAGAGCCGACUGUUCUUGCUGUCCCACAAGGAGGCCCUGGUGAAGAGGAACUUUUGUGUCCCCCCAGGAGCUAACCCAGAGGUGCCCAAGCCCAUCCUCAGUUUCCACGUAUCGGGGAGCUGGCUUGGGGGCACCCAGAGGAAGGAGGGGAGUGUGUGGGGCCCACCCGAGCCCAAAGGAGAGGAGAACAAGGAUCAGAAGGUUCACUUAAUCUUCCGGGGCUCCUCCGUCCGCUGGUUCGAGUUCUUGCACCCAGGUCAUGUGUACCGACUCGUGGCUCCGGGCCCUCCUACCCCGCUGCUGUUUGAGGAGGGCGGGCCAUCCUGCAUCCCACAGCGUCCCCUGGAGCUGGCCGGCUAUGCGUCCUGCCUCACGGUGCAGGAGGCAUGGACUCUGGAGCUCGAGAGCGGCCCGGACGUCCCGGCUGUGCUGGACACCAGCAGGGCCCUGCCUAAGACCUCGAUGGACGACCUGCUCAGUGGCAACUCCGCAGAUUGCCUGGUGUCUUUCUCAGCUGAGAUCUUGUCACGGAGCCUGUGUGAGCCAUUUCCGGCCCCUUUCUGGGCAAAGCCUGGGGGCACUCGGACCUCGAGAGCAUCUGUGAAGCUGACCGUGGCCGUGGAGGACGCUGACUGCCCAUGCCGCCCACACUUAGACAUCUAUAUCAAAGAGCCACACUUGCCUCCCCCACUAGGACUCCUGCCGGGAGCCCGAGCCUACUUCGGCCAGCUGGAGAAGAAGAUUUCCAGAUUCCACAAUAUUUACUGUUGUUUCCGGCCGUCCACUUACCUGCAGGUCCUGAGUUUCCCCCCCGAGACCGCAAUCAGUGCUCCCCUGCCCCACAUCUUCCUGGCUGAACUCCUGCAGGAUGGCCGGCCCCCCUUCCAGGCCAGUACCUCUUGCCAUAUUGUUUCCGUCUUCAGCCUUCAGCUCCUGUGGGUGUGUGCUCACUGUACCAGCCUCUGUCCCCAGGGAAGGUGCACUCGUCAGGGCUCCACUUGCCCCACACAGACAUCUAUAAGCCAGGCCAGCAUCAGGCUCCUGGUGGAGGAUGGGACUGCCGAAGCCGUGGUGACCUGUAGGAAUCAUCACGUGGCAACAGUACUGGGUCUGUGUCCCAGUGAGUGGACUUCCCUCCUGGAGUCUGUCCGAGGGCCGGGGAAGGUGGCCUUGCAAUUUACAGGUCCUGGAGCCCAGCCUGAGUCUUCCACCAAGGUGGAUGAGCCCUUGACCCUCUUCCUCCGGACACUGUGUACCAGCUUCUCUGUUCUCCGGCCUGUUGUGCUUUCUUUUGAGCUUGAGAGGAAACCUUCUAUGGUCAUCCCGUUAGAGCCACCUCAGCUACAGCGGUUCCAGUGCGGGGAGCGGACUCUUCUGACUCGUGUGAAUCCCAAGAUCCGACUGUCCUGCCUUUCCAUCCAGGAGCCCAAGCACGCCAGCUCUCUGGGAGCCUUUUCUUUGUCCUGCUGACCUGGACAGCAGUGGGGCCCUGCUGGAAGCCUUUAGGCCUUGAGCCCAUCUCCUCCCCGUCGUUGUGCCCUUACCUGGUCUGUGAUGGCACCAGGACCCCAGGUCCCCAAAUUCAGAAACUGCUACCCUUCUGUGACAUGUCCUUCCCAUUCUGUUGCCAGCUUGCCUGGAAAUUGUUGAGAUGGGCAGAUGACGGCGCUGUUGAUGGUCCCUCUCUAGUUGGGGUCAGGGUAUUGGCCCCAACGGGAGGGGCCCUGAGUACCUGGGUUCUGCCUUUGGGGGUGUUUGUGGCAGGCCUCUUGGCCCGCAAUAAAGCUCUGGUGAUGUA
Molecule: messenger RNA, 5907 nt
Organism: Enhydra lutris kenyoni (northern sea otter)
Lineage: Eukaryota; Metazoa; Chordata; Mammalia; Carnivora; Mustelidae
Product: CST telomere replication complex component 1
Exons: 22
Coding region: 2196-5579 (1127 amino acids)
Biological process (GO): telomere maintenance via telomere lengthening; positive regulation of DNA replication
Cellular component (GO): CST complex
Molecular function (GO): telomeric repeat DNA binding; single-stranded DNA binding
Source: RefSeq, a predicted model, not a curated record